Molecule: messenger RNA, 1667 nt
Organism: Harmonia axyridis
Lineage: Eukaryota; Metazoa; Arthropoda; Insecta; Coleoptera; Coccinellidae
Exons: 9
Coding region: 60-1607 (515 amino acids)
Source: RefSeq, a predicted model, not a curated record
ACAUCAAAUGCCAUUCCAACUGUCAGAUCCGAACCUUAAACUUCAAAUCACUAGUAAAUAUGGAACUCGAGGCCAAAUUGGACCAAGAUUAUCUCUUCUAUUGUGGCUUCACUAGCACAUUUUUCAGUAGGAUCAAGGACGAGGAGGUCAAGAUAAGAUGUCAGCAAUGGCUACGAAAGUUGUUGGGAGAAAAAUGCGUUGGCAUCGACAGCAAAAGAUGCAGGAACAUAUACCUAACACAACUACUGGUUUGUAUGCAGAAUAAUGUGUUGGAAGGACCCUUCAAAAUGGCACCUGGUGAAAUUGACAUCUCUGAUGCUUUUGAUGUCUUCGAGCCUAUAUCGGAAAGCUGCAAGGAACCAGAUUGGCUUAUGGAAAAAGAUGACAUACCUCAAAGCGACGGUAGAAACCAGAAAGAAGGCAGAACUUACAUAGCCACAAGAGUAUUGCCAGGAGGUGUUGGAGCUUUCGCUUACGUGGCCAUUUCCAUGGGUGAUGAAGAACCUAAAUGGAUUGGUGGUGGAGAGGGACUCUUGGAGAGGAAACUUUCAGAGAAAUUCAGGGAGUACGUACCUCCAGUGUACGAGAUGGAAAAGAUCCUGGCAAGAAGGAAGGACCCCAAGGAGAGGGAGAAGGUACUUACCUUCUACGACGUCCUGAUGCAGAACAUUGCUGAUGAACUUGACGGGGUCAUCGAAGAACAGCAGAACGACACGGUCAACGGUCUAUUGGAGCAGCUGGUCGAGGAUCUCAAGAACAAGGAACAGUACCAAGAGUUCGAGGAUAUGAACGAGAAGCAACGAAGGAAGACCUUGUUGUCGAUGUUGCACAACAACGUACAAACCAGAAGAUUCAAGAUAUCUAAACGUGAGGAAAUCCUAGACGAGAUCGAGCAGAAGCUGAUGCCGGAGUCCUUCUUCGACGACUCAGCACUACCCGAAGACAAAUACGAGCUGCCCGCUGUCAUGUGGGAACAGGCCAUCAACAAAUAUCCGUCCAAGGCAAACAUUGCCAAGCUGAAGGCGCAUUAUCCGAUGUUCUUGGUGGAGAAGUUCGUGGAACUCCUGGCCAAGCUGAAGGAGGAGAUAGCCAUGCAGAUGCACAGACGCCACGAGAAUAUGCUCACCCAGAUGAAGAAGGAGCUGCGCAUGGAAGGAGAGAGGGGACAGAAGAAGAUGGCGUCGGCCAGAAAGUCCAGCGACAUCGCAUGGAACAUUCUGAUCGCUGUCAGGGAGGCGUAUCAGAAGAAGGCAGACGUGGACAAGAAGAACCUGGAGGCCAAGUCGAUGAAGCUUUCCGAACACUCCAAGCUCUACGACAGGAUGAGGGAGGUGGUUCUGGAGAAACAGAAAGAGGUCGAGGAGGAAGCUGCGCAUGGUCAAGAACUGGCUGCGGAGAUCAACGCUGUGGCCAAUCAGACCGACCUGUAUAUGCACAUAAACGACGAGACCAUCCGAAAAACAGAGGAGACCAAUAUAGCGAUCAUGAAAAACUUGAAGAGACUACGAGCUGCCGUUCAACAGUACGAAAACAGGAUAGCGACACUGAAAAACAUGGGAAAAACGUCUAUACAAACAGCAAGUCAAUCUGCUUCGUUCGUGGUUUGAGCUCGAUCAGAAACCAAGAAGAAGAUGAUCUUUAUAAUGUGAUUAAAAUUAUCAAGCGUC